CGACGCCCGCAAGCCUUCCUCUUCCAUUCCGCCGGGCGGGAGCGCCCCUCCCUCCCUCUCCUCCUCCUCCUCCGUCUGCACAAACUGGAAGGAGGCGGAGGCGGCGGGCGAGCUAAGCUCAGCUAAGCCGAGAGCCGGCGGGUGGAGGUGGAGGGGAAGAAGAAGGAGCCGAGCCCCGAGCACUGCAGCGCCGCUGCCCACAAAGGCUUGCCAAGGCGGACCCCGGUUGGGUUUGUUUGCCCGUCCCCGGCCGGGUCCUCCUUUGACGCCGCUCCGCCUUCCCCUCCUUCUGCUUCUGGGGCUGCCCGCGAGAAGGCGCCGGCGGGGAGACGCGCGGAGGGGCGGAGAGAGCUGCUGCAAGAGGAGGAGGAGGAGAUCGCCGAGCUUCCAGCCUCUCUCUCGCCUCGCCUCUCUCUCUCUCUCUCUCUCCGUCUACACGGGCGAGGAAACCAAACAAACGCGGCUCCGUCGGUCCGGCCGAGCCGGCAGGAAGAUCAAAGCGGCCGAGCGAAGGGCAGACAGUCCCGAGGGAGCCGGCGACUCCUAGGGCCGAAGAAGAGGAGGAGGAGGAGGAAGAAGUGGGGGCGGCCCGGCGGAGGAGGCACGCGCGCCCACCCCGCCCUCCUCCUCGGAGGAGACCCCGACGGGCGGAAAAAGCGGCGGGGCUCUGGCCGGAGAAGCUUCGCAGCCUCGGCCGUUGGAUACCGGCCCACGAAAGGGGCUGCUGCUUCUUCGCUCUCUUGCCUAUUUGGGGUUUUUUUUUUGUUUGUGUGCGUGAAACAGGUAGAUUUUUUUUUUUUGCCUCGAUCCCCAAGAUCUGAUCCUGAAUUGAUCCCUCGGACUUCUUGUUUUGCUUGGGUUUUUUUUUUCUUUCUUUCUUUUCCCUCUCUGAGUAUUUUUUUGGAGGGGUUCCUCGAUCUCCUUGGAUCGCCGCCGAGGAUCUAACUAAAAGCCUCGCUUGGGGGGGCAAGGAAGGAGGAACGGACGGGCGGGCUGGGGGUGGUGGUGGUGCCGGGAAGGGUUCGGAGGAGAACCCCGGCGGGCGCGAUCUGACCCUCCGCUUCGGUUUUGGCAUCUUCGACCCGACCCCCCCCCCCACCUCCCGAGGAGUCCCCGGUUUGGCAUGCCGGUUUUUCCCCGGGCGGGCGGAUCCCAGCUUUCCCCGCCGCUGCGUUUCGGGGUCUGCUUCUCCCGGCGCCCCCUUUCCAUCAUCAAGUGAGAAGAAAGGGAAGGGGAGCCUUGGCGGGCGCCUUCCAGCCGAGAGACUCCGCUAAAAGACUGGCGCAUGCUGCACUUCGCUUUGGGUCUCGCUCCAGCCGCCGCAUCAGCAGCAGCGCCCCCUCCGCCGCCCCCCAGCUCCCUCUUCGUCCCGAUCAUUUCAGGCUCCUUCUACUGGCUGCCUGGACUCGGCUCCCGACUCCUUCAUGAAUUGCGGACGACAUGCCCGUUUUUUAGCCGGGGAACCUUCUUCUCGUCCCGCAUGUUCAGGACCAAACGAUCGGUGCUCGUCCGAAGACUCUGGCGGAGCCGGGCGCCCGGCGGGGAGGAAGGCGCCGGCGAGGUCGCAGAAGGCGCUGCGGACGGACGGCCUCAUGGGGCCGGCGGAGGAGGAGGCGGGAGCCGGAUUUGCUGCCUGGGCAAGCCGGGGAAAGCGGCCAAGGCGCACGGCGGAUCGGAGGCUGAACUGAAAGCGCUGGCCCACUCGGUGCUGAAGCGGCUGAAGGAGAAGCACCUGGAGACCUUGCUCCAAGCCGUCGAAUCCCGCGGAGGCACCAGGACCUCCUGCCUCCUGCUGCCCACCAAAGUGGACUCCAAACUGGGCCAGCAUUGGUACUCCCUCCCGCUGCUCCUUUGCAAAAUCUUCCGAUGGCCCGAUCUCCGGCCUGGCUCGGAAGUCAAGCGGCUUUGCGGCUGUGAAUCUUACGGGAAAACUCACCUGGACUUAGCCUGCUGCAACCCCUAUCACCUGAGCAGACUCUGCGAGUUAGAGUCUCCCCCGCCUCCUUACUCCAGAUACCCAAUGGAUUUUCUCAAACCAACGGCGAGUUGUCCAGAGUCUGUGCCUUCUUCCACCGAAACGAGGGGAACUAAUUUUCUGGCCCCUGAGGGGCUCGCAGAUUCUCAAGUUCUACAGGAACACGGGGAUCUCUCACACUGGUGCGUGGUGGCCUAUUGGGAGGAGAAGACCCGCGUUGGGCGCCUGUAUUCGGUCCAAGAACCUUCCCUGGAUAUCUUUUACGAUCUACCUCAGGGGAACGGCUUCUGUCUCGGACAGCUCAAUUCGGACAAUAAAAACCAUCUGGUGCAGAAAGUCCGUGCCAAGAUCGGUUAUGGCAUCCAGUUGAGCAAAGAAGUCGACGGCGUAUGGCUUUAUAACCGCAGCAGUUAUCCGAUUUUUAUCAAGUCGGCCACACUGGACAACCCGGAUUCCAGGACGUUGUUGGUUCACAAAGUGUUUCCGGGCUUUUCCAUCAAAGCCUUCGAUUACGAGAAAGCGUACAGUUUGCAGAGGCCCAACGACCACGAAUUCAUGCAGCAACCUUGGACGGGUUUCACGGUGCAGAUCAGUUUCGUGAAAGGCUGGGGCCAGUGCUAUACAAGACAGUUCAUCAGCAGUUGUCCGUGCUGGCUGGAGAUUAUUUUUAAUAACCGAUGACUCAACCGCAGGCCUUCCCGAGCUUGGCGUCUUGAAGGGGGGGGGGAGGUGGACGUCAAGUCCCAGAAUUCCCCAGUCAGCAAGGGAGUUCUGGGAAUUGGAUGUCCACCCACUUUCCAGGGUAUCCAAGCUUGGGAACCGCUGCUCAACCAGUGACAUUUUAUAAUGACUUUGCUGCUAAAACGUUUCCUUUUGAGUGCUUGCUAUGGUGUGCAAACGUUUUUUGUUUGUUUGUUCUGUUUUGAGAAAUAGCUUAUGGGAAGAUUUCUCUUUUCUUUCUUUCUUUCUCCCUCCCUCCUUUUCUCUUGUCUUUUUUAUUUUGGGGUGGGCGGGCGAUGUGGAGAUACUACUUCUUUUUUUUAAAAAAUGUAGAUGACCAACAACCCAGAAGGAAAGGAGAUUCCCAUGGAGGGAGAAAGUUGGGAAAAGGUUUAAGUUGUGGUUAAAAGAGAGGUUCAUACUGCUCUCUUUUCAAUUGGGAUUCAAUCACAAUUUUGCAGGAUUUGCAGGUUACGGUCUCCACUGUACCUUUUCUUGGAUUCGGGCUGUGUUAUUCUUUCUUGCCUCCCUUUGUCCCAAGAGAAUCCUGUGUUUCCUCUGAUAAAUACAUACCACCUCUGCGCACUUGGGGUGUUCUGCUGAUUUCAGCAGAGUUUAUCAAUCCACGCUUAGAAGUGCCAUAAUACACCAAGAUUGGGUUUCCUUCAGUGGCCAUAGAUGGAAGGAAGGUCUGGGGUUUUAUCUGGCUUGCAAGAGGUUUGGUAGAAUAGAUUCCUGCAAGCAGUUACAGUUUAGUCCUUGACUUACAACCAUUCGUUCAGUGACCAGUUGCAACGACACUGGGGGGGAAAAAGUGACGUCUGUCUAUUUUUUCCCCACACUUGACGUCUGUUGCAGCAUCCCCAUGGUCACGUGAUCAGAAUAUUGGCCGUUUGGCAACGGACUCAUACUUACGACGGUUGCAGUGUCACGUGAUUGCCUCCUUUUGCAACUUUUCGAGAAGCAUACUCAACGGGGAAACCAGAUUCGCUUAACAACCGUGUUACUAGUUUAUAGCAGCUGCAAGCGACUCACUUUAACAACAGUGGCAAGAAAAGUCGCAAGAUGGGCCCAAGCUCACUGAAAGCGGUCUUGCUUAACGACAGAACCUUUGCAGGGGCUGAAUUGCGGUUGUAAGUCGAGGACUACUUGCAUUGCAUUCUAGAACCAGACGAAUGGUCCUGGAUCACUCCCGUUCGGCAAAAUGCCUUCCUUUCUGGAUAACUUGAAACCCCAUGGAUCGUUCUACCUUGCUUCAGGUCGGUCACUCCGUCUGUUUUCUUCGUUGCAAGAGAGAUGCAGGGAAGAGAGAUGAAAUAUAAAUUAAUAAAAUGAUAAAAUAAAGCAAAGCAGCUCCUUGCCGGUCUGAGGAAGGUGAGGCUGGGUGGUGCAUAGCCACCGGCACAAUUUUGCAAGAGUCACUGUGGGGACGUUAAUGCAGAAAUGCAAGAGUUUAGCCAACCGGGUGUAAAAAGGUUUCUUCCUUCCCUUCCUCUCUAUGGUAUCUACUUGCAACUUUAAUCCUUUUGACCAGGGGUCUCCAACCUUGGUCCCUUUUAAGACUUGUGGACUUCAACUCCCAGAGUCCCUCAGCCAGCAAAGCUGGCUGAG
Molecule: messenger RNA, 4306 nt
Organism: Ahaetulla prasina
Lineage: Eukaryota; Metazoa; Chordata; Lepidosauria; Squamata; Colubridae
Gene: SMAD7
Product: SMAD family member 7
Exons: 4
Coding region: 1286-2656 (456 amino acids)
Biological process (GO): cell differentiation; SMAD protein signal transduction; regulation of transcription by RNA polymerase II
Cellular component (GO): heteromeric SMAD protein complex
Molecular function (GO): transcription regulator inhibitor activity; I-SMAD binding
Source: RefSeq, a predicted model, not a curated record